Messenger RNA from Rotaria sp. Silwood1, 669 nucleotides. Lineage: Eukaryota; Metazoa; Rotifera; Eurotatoria; Philodinida; Philodinidae. The record is from the annotation of a GenBank genome assembly.
AUGUUCAUAAAAACUACUGGUAACAAUGCAAUAACGCUUGAACGAUAUCAACAAAUUCGAUUGGGGUGGACACGUGAUCAAGUGACACAAUUUGUUGGUAGUCCUGGAGAAUUGAUUAUUCCAGAAGAACCAAUAUCACCAUCUAAUCGAGGUAAUAUUAUGGUUCAAUAUCAAGGCUCAAUACUAUCAAACGUAUUAGAAAGAGAGUCUACGGUGAUAUUUUCAUUUAAUAAUGGGAUUCUUUGGAAAAAGAACCAAAAACUACUUGAUCUAACAUCAAAUUAUAUAAUCACAAGAGAACGUUAUAAUCAAAUACAAGCUGGUUGGACAUAUGAUCAAGUAAGAUCAACUAUUGGAAGUAGAGGAAAUGUUAUACAAGAAGCAAACAUUUGGCCAAAUAUAACAUUAAUGACUGUUCUAUAUCAAGGCGAAGGCCAAGAAGGAGUUGAAAGUAUUGGUUAUAUUCAACUUGGAUUUUGGGAUGGAAAAUUACAAUCCAAACCAGGAUAUGAAUGGGUGGCUGUCAGUCCAACUAUUCGUAGUUCCACUCAUAUAUCUAGAACAAAUGCCCUUCUACCAAAUGAUCGAAUAACGUUUCAACAAUACCAACAAAUUCAAUUUGGAUGGACACGUGAUCAAUUAACGCAGUACGCUGGUAGUCCAGGAUAA